AUGCUGGCCAAGGUGGGCGAGGCGGCCGACCUGCUGCUGGUGGCCAAGGACACCGGCAGCCACACAUUCGCCAGCCACAUCGAGGGACAGCUCAAGCAGCCGGCCGACCCCACUGGAGUGGAGACGACAUUCUGCCCCGUGACCUUCUACUCCAUCAGUGGCGCAUUCGAGGAGGGCGGCAUCGCCAAGAUCACCGUGCCACAUGUCGAGCAGCGUGUGACAGUUGCGGGCACAGAGGGGGCGGUGAUGGCCAACAACGGGUGCGGGAGCGGCAAGGUGUCCAUCGGUGGCGGCCGCCUGUGGCUGGGUGGUGUGGGGGAGGGGCAGCCGGGCGGCGACCUGCGCAGCUGCCAUCAGUUUGUGCGGAGGGGUGAUCUUCCCGACGACAAGGCGUACGUGGGCACCUUCAGGGAGGGGGGACGGCCAUCUUAGCCGCCAGCCACUGGUCCACAUGUGUCGAUUUGGAGAUUUACACACUGCAGGUCAGAAAGGGCCAGCGGGAGGAGGGGGGCACAUGAGUGUUUUGAUUCCGUUGCCCUCCUGGUUCUGUCUGUGUGUGUGCAGGUGCCGGAUGGCUGGCAGUGGCUGAGUGCGGUGGCCGACAUCGUGCCCUCACAAUCGCCGUGAGAGCUGUCUGUAGAGGGGCGGAGGGCGGAGGGAGCGAGUAGCCAGUCCAUUAGAGUAGUCGGCAGGACUGGGAGCACGUGCAUGAGAUGCCCUUGCUUGUUUAGUUACUGAGGGCUCGUCCCUUUGACAUACAUACGGUUGGUGGUCGCUGUCAUGCCGCCGCCAGGUGCUCUGUGGCUUCGCGUGGAAGUGUGUAUCUCCACCUCUUUUAUCCACCCUCUUGUUUGGUUCAUGUAUGCGGUGUCUCAGGUGUGCUGCAUACAUGUUCCCGACAGUCCAUCCCUUGAUUGCAGUAGCCACGCGACGCACACUCACAGACGGCUCCCACAUGUGCAGCAGGAAUCCCACACUCUUUUCAGGGAUCUUGACAGCCCCGAAAGGAAUGUGGGCUUCUUGCGGGGCAGCACCCAAGUGACUGACACUGUGCAAGGCCAUGAUGGCAG
Vitrella brassicaformis is the source of this 1070-nucleotide messenger RNA. The record is from the annotation of a GenBank genome assembly. Lineage: Eukaryota; Vitrellaceae.